CGACGACGCAGUAAGUUCGGUGUGGACAUGUAUGAAUCUUCAUUUUUCUUCUUCUUGGGUCUUUCGUACGGCUUCGUUCAAAUAGGGGUGCAGCAGUUCAAGGUUAUGUUUGACACCGGAGGAUUUAGUCGGUGGAUUCCUUCUAGCAGGUCUGCCGCUGACCACUUCCCAAAUCGAGUAAAGUACGAUGAGAACUCACCUACCCGGACCUCAUUAGAGAAACAAUAUGUGGUAAGCUACAGCGGUGAGCAAUACGAGGGAAACGUCGUAAUGGAUAAUAUUUUAAUUGCAGGGCAAUCCGUUGAACAGUUUACAUUCGUCGAAAUGAUCUGCUCUUCUAUUACCGUGGAUGCAAGCGUGGGACACGACGGAAUAUUUGGGAUGAGUAAACCCUCCAAAGGUCGCAGGCGAUGGGAAAUAUUUGAAGUUAAUUUGCUUGAUCAUUUCCUUGCUGUGGGCACGGUGCAAGAAGCUGUAUUUACAUUUCGGUUUUGCGGGUAG
This is a messenger RNA of Opisthorchis viverrini, 501 nucleotides long. RefSeq lists its product as hypothetical. The record is from RefSeq and is a predicted model, not a curated record. NCBI's taxonomy places the organism in Eukaryota, Metazoa, Platyhelminthes, Trematoda, Opisthorchiida, Opisthorchiidae. The transcript is spliced from 2 exons. Bases 28 to 501 code for a protein of 157 amino acids.